Olea europaea var. sylvestris is the source of this 694-nucleotide messenger RNA. Its product is annotated as probable L-type lectin-domain containing receptor kinase S.5. The transcript is spliced from 2 exons. Bases 80 to 694 code for a protein of 204 amino acids. The record is from RefSeq and is a predicted model, not a curated record. Lineage: Eukaryota; Viridiplantae; Streptophyta; Magnoliopsida; Lamiales; Oleaceae. Gene Ontology annotation, molecular function: carbohydrate binding.
CUUCAAUUAGUCGAAAUGAUUCUUUUCUACCUCUAUUUAUGGACAAACAAGAUCAGGCAUUCCAUAUAUUAUCCUCAAAAUGUUAACCCUUGUUAUAAUAAUUUUAUUCGUCGCUCCAACUAGUUAUGGUUUAGUCGAGUCACAUAAUUUUUCAUUCUCAUUGUUUGACUCUAAAAGUUGCGAAAAUGGAAGCAAUUUAAUUUGUUGGGGAUCAGUAAAUGCAGCUAAUGGAAUUCUAAACAUCACGCCAGACGAGCCACAGGUGCAGAAUGGUACAAGUGAGGUGGGAAGAGUCUUGUACCGGUAUCCUCUGACUGCAUGGCCUGCAUCUUUUUCCACCACCUUCACUACGAGGAUUUUGACGGAUUCAACGGUGUCUGGCGAUGGAAUUGCAUUCAUCAUUGUGCAGAACAAUAAGCCCUCCCCACCAGAAAGCUAUGGCUCUUUCAUAGGCAUCCUGGAUCCAUCAACAGAAGGGGGUGUUCUUCAUCAACUUGCAGUGGAGCUAGACACAUAUAAGAAUGCACGGGAAAUAGACGGAAACCAUAUUGCAAUUGACACUACAAGCAUCGAAUAUCCAGUUGCAGUAAAAAGUCUGAGUGAUAUCGGGAUUAAUCUCAAGAGUGGAAGAAAUAUUACGGUAAAAAUAGAGUAUGAUGGAUGGAAGAAAAUGUUGGAUAAUUUAAUUCUUUAA